Molecule: messenger RNA, 1407 nt
Organism: Carya illinoinensis
Lineage: Eukaryota; Viridiplantae; Streptophyta; Magnoliopsida; Fagales; Juglandaceae
Exons: 1
Coding region: 1-1407 (468 amino acids)
Source: RefSeq, a predicted model, not a curated record
AUGUACCUGAAUGAUAGACUUAUGUCAACAAAGUAUGCUGAAGGGGUUGAACAAUUCCUAACAGUAGCUCGCACAAAUGCAACAAGCACUAACCGCACCCGUUGUCCUUGUCGUUCAUGCUAUAAUAAUAUCUUCCUCCCUAUACCUGAGGUGGAAACCCACUUGUACCUAAAUGGGAUUAAUCCAAAUUACAACACUUGGAUAUUUCAUGGGGAAGACGAGAUUCUGGAUGUUAGUGAUGACAAUCAGUCCUCAUCACCUACUGAUGAAAAUGAAUAUAUUGAUGACAUGGAGCAGAUGUUAGAUGACAUUAGGGAAGGCACGCUCAUGGAUACGUUAGACGAUUUUGCCGAACCUAGAAGUCAGCCACCUAUAGGCGAGUCAACCCCUUCAUUUUCAUUUGACAAACUAUUAGAUGAUGCACGACGUCCACUUUACCAGGGGUGUAAACAGUUUUCAAAGCUCUCCUUCAUUGUGAAGUUGCUUCAUAUUAAAUCCAUUGGUGGUUGGUCGAUAAAGUCCUUUGAUCUUCUCUUGAAGUUGUUGAGGUCUGCAUUUCCAGAUGCUCAUUUCCCUCGUUCCUAUGAAGAGUCACGGUCAUUGGAGCGGGGUUUAGGAUUCAAAUACCACAAAAUACAUGCUUGUCCUAAUGAUUGCGUGUUAUUUUGGAAGGAAAAUGAAGAUAUGAAUGAGUGUCCAAAAUGCAAGGCCCCUCGGUGGUUGCCCAAUACAUAUAGAAACCGUUUAAUCCCUCAGAAGGUGUUGGGUCAUUUUUCUUUGAAGCCGAGGUUGCAACGACUAUAUAUGUCAACUAAGAUUUCAGUCCAUAUGAGAUGGCAUAAAGAACAACGAGCUAGUGAUGGUUCAACUAUGAGGCAUCCAGCUGAUUCAGUCGUUUGGACUACUUUCGAUAAUGAUCAUAGUUGGUUUGCUGCAGAUGCUCACAAUGUUAGGCUUGGUUUAGCGAGUGAUGGUUUCAAUCCUUUCAACAACCUUGCAAAACCGUAUAGUAUCUGGCUCGUUAUCCUUGUGUCGUAUAACUUGCCUCCGUGGUUUUGCAUGAAAGAACAAUUUUUCAUCACGUCUCUCAUUAUUCCUGGCCCAAAAUCACCUAGUAAUGAGAUUGAUGUAUACUUGCAGCCCUUGGUAGAUGAAUUGAAUGAGCUUUGGGAGAAUGGGGUGCAUACAUAUGAUGCAUACAAGAAGGAAACUUUUAGAUUGCAUGCAGCUUUACUGUGGACAAUAAACAAUUUUCCUGCAUAUGGAAACCUAUUGGGCUGGUCAACUAAAGGGAAAUUGGCUUGUCCUUCAUGCAAUGCUAAUACAGAUUCUAUGUGGUUGACCUUUGGCCGUAAGCAUUGCUACAUGGGACAUCGUCAUUUUUUACCAUCAAACCACGUAUGGUGA